AUGACGGCUAUACUGUACGCCCUGAUUGCGCACGGUGGUAGCGUGAUUGCCGAUUAUACUGUGCCGCAGUCGCACGUGUCUGGAAGUCCGCAGUUCCACGUGAACUUAGACGCCGUUGCGAGAACUCAGCUGUCCAAGCUCUUGUCAAAGAACGGCCACGGUACUGCGUGCGUCUUGGGCCACUACUUCCACCACAGCAUUAUCGACGGCCUCACUCUCCUGUGCGCAACAGCGUCCAACGAAGACGAUGAUCUCCCUCGUCGGUUUCUGGUGCUGAACAACACAAGCACGCGGAGCGAACUGCUGGCACGCAUCCUCAGUCGUUUGGUGAACGACUACAACGCCACCACCGACAAACUUCGGUCAAUCGAGAGCAACCUGCAGCAGACCACCGACACGUUGCGCAGCAACAUAACCAGCAUUUUGGAACGCGGGGAGAUAAUCGACUCUCUGGUGUCCAAGUCCACCGCGCUGAAAGACGAGACCCUGGCCUUUCGCAAGGUUGCGCAGCAGGCCAAUUGGGGGUUCGUGAGACGUCUGCUACAUCAGGUCUCCGACAUCGUUCUUACGCGCAACUUCGCGGCAACGUUAUCGGUAGGUGUUUUGGGUGCGCGUUAA
Molecule: messenger RNA, 618 nt
Organism: Babesia bigemina
Lineage: Eukaryota; Apicomplexa; Aconoidasida; Piroplasmida; Babesiidae
Product: SNARE domain conatining PROTEINS,putative
Exons: 6
Coding region: 1-618 (205 amino acids)
Source: RefSeq, a predicted model, not a curated record